Molecule: messenger RNA, 940 nt
Organism: Scomber japonicus (chub mackerel)
Lineage: Eukaryota; Metazoa; Chordata; Actinopteri; Scombriformes; Scombridae
Product: fucolectin-1-like
Exons: 5
Coding region: 1-939 (312 amino acids)
Source: RefSeq, a predicted model, not a curated record
AUGAAGCACGUUUCAGUUCUGCUGUUGCUGCUCUUUGUGGGGACAUGCUCAGUGUACACGUAUGAAAACGUGGCUUUGCGUGGAAAAGCGACACAGUCAGAUCGUUUGGCGAAUAUAUUUGGAUCUGCUUCCAACGCUAUUGAUGGAAACCAUGAAUCUAAUUAUGACGCUGGUUCAUGCACCCACACUGAUGGACAGACCAACCCCUGGUGGAGGGUGGACCUGCUGGAGUCCUACGUGGUCACUUCUGUCGUCAUCACCAACAGAAGAGACUGCUGUGCAGAAAGGAUCAAUGGGGCAGAGAUUCAUAUUGGAAACUCUUUACGAAACAAUGGUGCUGCAAACCCAGUGGCUGCUGUAAUUCCCAGUAUCCCAGCAGGCAGAUCUUACACAGUAACUGUUACCAAACAUGUGGAGGGACGUUAUGUGACUGUGGUUUUACCUGGUCGAGGAAGGGUCCUCACACUCUGUGAAGUGGAAGUCUAUGGGUAUCGUGCUCCAACUGGAGUGAAUCUGGCACUCCAAGGAAAAGCCACACAAUCAUCAUUGUAUUCAUUUCUGGGCAAUGCAUAUCAUGCUAUUGAUGGGAAUCGUGCCAGCAGCUUGAGUAAGGCCUCCUGCACUCACACAAACGACGACUUAAGUCCCUGGUGGCGACUGGACCUGCAGAAAACCCAUAAAGUGUUUUCUGUUAAGAUAACCAACAGAGAUACUGUCUCAGAACGACUCAAUGGAGCUGAGAUCCGCAUCGGAGAUUCUCUUGCAAACAAUGGCAACAACAAUCCCCGGUGUGCUGUGAUCACACGCAUCUCUGGAGGUUCUACCCAACCAUUCCAGUGUAACGGGAUGGACGGUCGCUACGUUAACAUAGUCAUUCCUGAAAGAAAAGAGUACCUGACCCUGUGUGAGGUGGAGGUGUAUGGCUCUAGAUUGGACUAGA